AUGAGGGCUGCGGUGGCGAUGGGCAUGGCCGCCGAAGUUGCAGGCGCCGCGGCAGCCUUCGCGGUCUCCGAGGCCGCCGCAGCUGCGGGCGCGGCGUACGACAAAGUGACGUCGACUGUUUUUCAGCAGCACGCUUCGGCCCGACCCUCGGAGAAGCCGCCAACUGCGGAGCCAGGCCUGCAGCAGUUCGGCUCCUCUCUACUCAAUUAUUUCUGGCGCGCCGAGAAGUCUUCUGCCGCUCGCGCCUCCUUCUCGCCGGCGGGGGUGUCUCCUGCAGGCCCGGCCGCUUCGUCUGUGGGCACUGGACUUCCUUCGGCUUCUUCCUCUUCGUCGGACGCGUCGUGGCUCGCCUCCGCGUCUCCGGCCUCCGCCCUACACGACGCUGCCUCGAGAACCGCCAGCGGAGGAAGCCAAGGCGGCGGAGAACAGAGAGAAGGCUCUUCUGUUGUCGCAAGAUUCAGCGGAACUCCAAACCAAGAAGCGAAGACCUCGACAGAGUACACGGGCUUCGAGGAGACCGGGUAUCCAUCCACCUCCUCAGAGCGCGAGAUGGAAGCGGCGUCGCACAAGCGAGCAGGCGAGGCAUCUGCCUGCGUGCGGCAGAAGAACUACGAGGAGGGCAUGAGAGCGCGUGCAAGUGAAAGUGGCGAUCAGAAGCGUCGUUACGAAGAGCGAGACUCCGAAAGACUCUCGUCUCCAGUUUGUCAAGCGGAUUGCUCCCUCGGCAGCAGCAGAUGCGAGGCGCAGGCUUCACUCCAGCGACAAACGCAGGGCGACAUCGCCCAGGAUGAACGAGUCGGAGGCGAUGGCGACAUGGAGACUGCGGUAGGAGUGAGGCAAUACGCGAGGAAGAGAAAGGCGCAGCGAGAGGCCGAGGCCCCGUGGCUGCCGCCGGUACACCCGCAGCAAGCCCGCGAGGUCAGCCAAGUCAUUGCCGCCGCAGCCUCGCUGUUUGAAUUGCUCGCGAUUCUUCCAACUGCCUGCGCUGAAAACGAGGCAACAGCGGAUUUUCUUUCCCGCGGCGCACGCGCCUCUCGCGCCUCUUCGCUCCCUUCAUCGUCGUGUGUCUCGGGCGGCGUGUCUGCAUCUCCCCGCCCGUCCCCCCAUUUAUCUCUUUCUUCUCUUUCUUCCUCUUCAUCUCCGUCUAUUUCCUACUCGGCGCCUUCUUCUCUCACUCCUGUUGACGGCCGUGAGUCGAGUAUGAGGCGGCAGGCCGACGAGGCGAAGCACUUUCUGCUGCGCUAUCCGUCUGUGGGACUUCCCUGGAGUGUGUGCGGCGCCUCUGCGGCGGACUCGGCGUCUGCGCUUUCUUCUUCCUCCGGUUCGCGCGCGUCGAGCCCAGGUCCUGCUUUCGCGACGUGGCUCGGCUCUCCACUCGACGGGGCGCCUCUUGCAGGCAGGUGUGCUGUUACAGACUCGUCGUCUCCUUCGCCUGUCUCUGCUGCAGCCGCGGUGGCCGCGUGGCUCCACGAUCUUGGCACGCCUGUCCUCCGCGUGGCACAGGCGUCUCUCUCGCCUUCCGCGUGCGUCUCGUGUUCAUCUCGCGCCGUCGCCGCGUCGUGCUCGGCGGCUGCCGCGUCCCCUUUCUCCCUCGCAGGCGCCUUCGGCGAGGACGAGGCGCUGCUUUUCUGUGCCUGCUUUUUCAGUCCCGAGGCCGCCGCGAGCUGCCUCGCAGAAAACGCGGAGGACUUUCGAGCGGAGCUGCAGACGGAAGGCCGUCUCCUCGAGAGACAAAGGUGUCUCCAGUCCGCGACAGGCCAGGGCGAGGCCCGCGCGGGGCGAGCUUCGUCGGAUGCAGAGAAAGGAGGAAAGGACGCGCUCGAUGCCAGUCUCGGCGUCAUUCUUGAGGCCGUCGACCGCGUCUGGUCCUGCGCCAACGGCCGCGGGUGGAUUCGCGUCUGUCUCUUGAUCGCCUCAUGGUGGCGAACUCCGUGGAGCUCCGUCGAUCGCGGGGUCAGAGGGCGGCGGUUCUCGACUGUCGCGACAUCGCUCGUCUUCUCUCAGGUUUUCGGCUCUCCCGCGCGUUCGCCUGCCUGUCUCGCGCCCUGCGCUCCGGCGUCGGCGUCGUCUGCGCCGCUGGCCGCCUCGCCGCCUCGCUCGCUCGCGCUCCAGGCUGCCGCGCGGCCUCCGCGCUUUGAGGCGGUUCUCGGUGCGGCGGCAAGGCCCGAGCUGCGCCAUCUGCAGCUCGCAGAAGCUGUGAAAACUUUGGUCUGCGCGCGACAGCGGGCGCCGCGGAGUUGCGAAGGCUCAGACGGGCGCGGAGACAGCGAAGGAGACGGCGACGCGUACGAGGACGGCGACGACGAAUGUGCGCCCUUCUGGGAAGCGGUCGAGCCCCUCGCAGAGGCUUCCGCGAAGCCGACCGUAGACGUCGAGGCGGAGGAUAGUGGUGGGUCGCAGAGCAAGCCCGGAGGCAGAGAACGCGCAGAAGAAAGCGGAGUGUCGCGCGGGAACUCGGCGCGUGAUGCUGCGUCGGCGCGCGCGCGGACGCUUCCUGAGGGCGCGGGUCGCGGGGCUGCCGCACGUCCUGCAAGGGGGGUGGAGCUGACGCUCGAAUCUGAGAUGGAGGUGCUGGCGGCUGCAUGCGUGGCGGCGUUUCCCGAGGUGCUUCCGUGGAACGUCUUUGCCUGGCUACUCAGCGGGGCUGUGGCGCUUCAGAGGCAAGUCGAGCGGGACGUUGAACGUGCUCUCCGCUGGCGGGGCGUGCCCAGGGGACGCCCUGCGAGCGGCGCGGCGCGCCGCGAGAGCGAAUUCCUUCUCCGCGCCUCCGACGGAGUCUGGAUCUGCGUCUCGCUCGACUUCGCAUUCGCGCGACCUCCGACGAUUGCGUCUCCUCGCGGGCGCGGUGUGAGCAGGGACGGAGGCGCCGCCCCCGGCGAUCAGCCGAUGCCGCCAGCAGCCGGAGAGGACGCCUCAUCAUACGCGAGUGCGCGGAGAAGGCGAGUGCCGAAGCGGCCUGCGUUCACGGCGACAACGGCUCAGCCCUGUCCUUCUGUCUGGCGAGAGGAAGCUGACUCCUCCCUGCGUGCUGUCGUGUUCGUUCCUCUCGCGGCGCUCCAGUUUUUCCGCCGCUACCUCAGUUUCCUCCGCUGCUCGGCGGGCCUCGCCGCCCUCGGCUGGCCAGGUCUCCGAAGUCUCCUCGCCCUGCAGGCGCGACUCCACUCGCUGAUUCUCGUCUCCCACGCAGCGCGGCGCGUCGCCCUGCCCAGCCACCAGGCGCUGCCUGCUGCUGCUUCCUGCGCAGCCGCCGACGAGCCUGAGGAGGUCGAGGCGACCCCCGCGCGCGCCUGGGGCUUGGCUGCCGUCGCCGCCGAAUCGCCGCCUGCUGCAGAGGCGCUGUCUGCCUGCGUGCCUCCCUCCUCUGUCUGCGCGCCGCUCGAUGUGCCCUCGCCCACGGUCGCCGCCGGAUUGGACGGCGAAGCGUCCGGCAGCGUGGGCGCCUUCGUGGACCGGUUGGUGCAGGACACUGCGCUCGCCAGUCUCGCUGAGAGACGCGACGCUGCGGAAGUCUGUCGCGCUGCUGCCGCCGAGCCGCGCUGUCUCCUCCUCGCCCUCCUGCGCGCGGCGCUCCAGGUCGGCUCGGCUGCCCACGUCUGUCGGCUGCUGACUGCGGUCCUGCCGAAUCUUCUCUCUUCGCUCCGCGCGCAGGCCGGAGGCGAGGCCACUCCUCCCGAAGGAACGCAAGCAGCACUCCUUUCGGCCGAGAAAUCGCAGUUUAACAUCCCCCCCAGCAGCCUCCUUCAUGAGGCCCCGACGAAACGGCGAGGCGACCGCGAAUCGGAGUCGAAGCGAGAGGAAGAAGAAGAAAACAUCCUCGUGAGUAACGGCUGCCAGAUGCGAAGAGAAGGCGCGGCAGAGAUGGAGGCUCUCCUCCUGCGCUGUGCCGCUUUCCUCGCCGAGGCCCUCGCGCAAACCAACAGUGCGUGGGCGAUGCAGAAGCGCGGAAACGGAGACAUCUCAAGAGGCGGAAAGCGUCUUCUACAUCACGAAAACGUGGCGCGAAGGGUAGACAAACGCGCGCGCGACACAGCACAGACGGUGAGAGGGAUCCGAGAAGGAGGAAGCGCUCAAAUCGAAGAGGAAGAAGGGGACGUCAUGCAUUCAGACUCUAAACAGGGCGAGGACGCGAGCGUGCCGAGACCCGAAAAAGGGUUCACGGGGCCUUCUCGCGUGGCGGCGAAGAAGCUUUCUCUCGAAGAAGUCACGGAGUGCUUCGCGCUCCUUCUUGCGUGCCUGCGGCUGCUGGACGCGCGCCGGCCGGCGAGCGGAGAGGCACCGGCUGUCGAGGCAAACGGGGAGGAAACGGCGAACAAAGACGCAUGUGAGGCGGACGGGGCAGGGGCGGAGGAUGCUGGAGAGAGUGGCCGCGGCAGUCGAGAGAAAGGCGACAGCCUCAGAGGCACGGAGUGGCAGACGUCACGAAACGAGGAUCUCGUUUUCUUCUUCCUCGCCUCUGCAGCGUGCAAUCCCUCGCUUUGUGCGUACGCGGCGUUGAAUCGCGUCUCGGCGAAGGGCCUGCAGCCAGCGAAGGCGACUCGAGACGUCGCGGAGGCGGAGAGCGAAAGCGAACCGCGUCUGCUCAGCCCGAAACCCGCCGGGAGCAGAGUAGAGUCCGAAGUGGCUCCAAGGGAGACUGCAGAACAGGAGACCAGCACGAGGCGACCGGCGGAGCCGAAGGCAGUCGGGGCCCGUUACGCGCCUCUGUUCAGCGAUGACGAAGGAGACACUCCAGAGAGACAGGUGUGUGAGGCACGCCCCCGCCCUUCCGCUGCACGGAGGGUGGCGACAGGCGCGCGAGAGGAGGGCGAGCAGCGCGAGUCAGCUGCCGGCCGCCCCAACGCGGGUCGCCGCCUCACUCGCCCGUCUCCUUCUUCAGUCUCUCCUUCUAGCUCGCCAGCGUCUUCGUCCUCCCCUGCUCUCUCGUCGGCGCUCUGCCUCGCGGAUUCUGCGGCAGAUAGCCUCUCGCCCUCGCUGUUUUCGCCGCCUGCUUCGGCCGCUGCACGCGCGGCCCCCGUAGCGUCUCCUGGGAGACUGCGGCGGCUGUUUGCAGACGACGACGAGGAGGAAUUGGAGGAGGAGGAAGGAGCGGAAGCGUCGAUUCCGGCGGAGAGGAGAGGCGAGACCGCGAGCGCCGGGCAGUCGUCUCCCUCGCUGUUGUCUGAGCCACGCGACGCGCUGGGCGCUGCCGACGCGGCGGGCGCGGGCGACGCCGAGGCCGCAUCUGAGGGUGUCCCACAGUCUUUCUUGGAGGUUUUCCUUGCUUCUCCCUCCGCGGAUCCUCUGCGGUCUCUUCUCGAGGAGGCGCUCGCCAGCUCAGUCCAGCGCAAGCGCGAGGGCGCGCGGCAGGACUUCUCCACGGACGACACCGACGCAGAUGAAGCGGCGCAGGACACCGGAAGAUCGCGGAGGAAGGCCCUUGAAAAGACGGAGGAGAAGGAGAACGCGGAAAGUUCUGAAACAAGCGAGGGGAAGGGAGGAGAAAGAUGUGGAGAAGACGAAGAAAAAGCAGAAGAACGAGGAAGGGGGCAGGACGGUGACCUUCUCGGACCCUUGCCCGGGGCUGGAGGGACGCGAGGAAACGUUGAUGGAGUCGGCGAUGAAGGCGGGAGACAGAAAAAAGAGUGUGUGCAAGGUAGCUCUGAUGUCGUUUCGCCGUGGCCGCUGGGGCCGCCGUCGCCGUCGCGGCACGCAGUGAUGGCGACGCUUCUCGCGCUCCUUGAGGAACGCCGCUUUUCCGCGGAUCUCGCAACGCAUCCGCCGACUCUGCGGGGCUCCAGUACGUCUUCUCUACGAGGCGCGAGACCCGCACCCGCCACGCGGCCGCGGGCGAAGCAGAGACAGGGCGACAGCCACGCAGGACACGAAGACCCGCUCGCUCGAGAGAGAGACAGUCCACGGACGACGUGCUCGACGUCAGCGGCGGCGCGCCUCUGGCAGGUCGUCGCUGUGCCUGUCUGCAUUCACGCUGUUUUUGUUGCUCGCGCGCGUGCGUUGCUGGCCGCCGCGGCGAGGAGAAGGAAAGACGCAAUGGAGGUCACCGCCUCGACGGAAAGCGAGGCGGUCGCGGCUUCAGAACGCCCCCAGCUCAAGGCUGCGUGCGAACGCGACGACAGUCUUGUAGGGCUGGUUGCCUGCCUGCGGGCCUGCGCGGAGGCUCCACCUGCUUCCUCCGCGGCCAGCGAUGCGUGGAGCGUCGCCCAGACGACGCUGGAAACAGGGCCGUCGGAGGCGGCACGCCUCACUCCACUUCACUGCAGAGCCUCAGCGCUUUCUUCUCUCGUCUGUGCAGUCCUUUCUGCGGACUCUCGAGCUCGCGCGGGUGUGACGCCGUCGAACUCUUGGGCGGCGGAUGCGUGGAGAUACCUCAGCGGCCUCGCGUUGGUUGCGCGAGGCGCCGAGCCGCAAUGGCUGCUGCCGCCCUCAGCGUCGCUGUCUCUCGCGCCCUUCGCUUCCGCCUCCGCAGCCUUUUCUGCCUCUGACGACCCGCGGGCGCCCACCUGUGUGGAGCGAGACACGCCGCACACGCUCUACGCUGCAGCCUCUGCGAGGCUUCGGCCGGCACAUGGAGGAGAGGAACGAGCGGAAGAAGGCGACGGGCAAGUGGCGGGAGCCGACUUCGAGGACUGGGGGCCUGCGGCGUCUCGCGGCAGAGAGGCGGACGGAGACAGUGGGUGGCGCGGUGUACGUACACCGGGUGCGGAGGUUGGAGGCUUCGCUGCGGAGGCAGCUGACUCGACGAGAAGGAGGCCUGCCUGGCGACCAGCUGUCUUUGACGCACCGUCUUCUUUCGGAGCCACGUCGUUCGCGUUUACGUGGGGUGCCGGUCUUCGCGUUUGUCCGCCUCGAGGACGCGCAUCAGGCUCCGGCGAGUUGGUGCGUGCGCCAGAGCACACCGGCCUCCUCCCGAAGGGGUGGAGGUCUGCAGAGGCCGAAGGCCAGUCGUUUGCGUUUGCUGCGUCGUCGUGCACGCGUGCGGGCGGCAGCGACCUCUCGCCAGAUGCACGAGGGCUUGACGGAAGCUCCGAGGGGCGCCCGUUCCAUGGCUUCGCCGCGGCCGCGGGGCCUGAACAGUCUUCCGCGCGGCGCGACGGCGCCACGCUGGAGCGCUCCGCCGUCGCAGCGCUCGCAGCACUCGAAGUGACUAUGCAGAAGAAAUGGAAGCGAUCGCUCGCGGCGAGGGCGUCAAGCGACAAGGAAGGGCGGGAAGCGACCCGCGAAAUCCGAGACGGGGGUCACGCAGACAGCAGAAACGAAGCCGAAGCCGCAGAAACGAGACAAGACGAGGCGUCCGCGAGCCGCCAGGCGCGGGGCCGGCGGGGGGCUGCAGAGGAGCGAACGCCUCGGGCUGUCGCGGAUGGAAGCCUGCAUCCCGAGAGCUGCAAUGCGGCAGGCGACGAAGCAGAAGAUGAUGGAAAGACGCCGACGCGAAGCGGACUCGAGAGGAUGACGCUGUGCUCCUCGCCGUCGUCGUUCGUCUGCAAGGAGACGCGCCAGCCUCCGAUUCGAUCGCCGUUUUCGCCUUCUCUGUUUCCUUCGUCGGGCUCGUCGCCGUCCUCUGUGGGCACAAGCAGCGCCAAGUCGAGCCCUUCCUCGCAGCUCGCGUCCCCAUCCUCGCCCUCGCCGCAGAGCGAGGAGGCCCGCGGAAGGCCGCUCGCCUCCUCGCCGGCCUCGACGAGUAGCCUGUAG
Molecule: messenger RNA, 7686 nt
Organism: Besnoitia besnoiti
Lineage: Eukaryota; Apicomplexa; Conoidasida; Eucoccidiorida; Sarcocystidae
Exons: 2
Coding region: 1-7686 (2561 amino acids)
Source: RefSeq, a predicted model, not a curated record